CCCCGGUGAGUUGAGCGGGGCUCCGGCAGCUGCUCUCAGCCCGGCUGCAGACCCGCGCUCGCAGCACCGGGGAUGGGAGAGCGGAGCCCUGCGCGGGGCCCGCCCGCCCGGCGCUAGCCGCCCCCGGCCCGUCCCGCCCAGCGCAGGGAAGAAGCUGGCCAGGAUUGGCACGUUGGAACCAGGGACCAGUCCUGGCUCCAGCGCCCGCCUGCCCUGGGCUCAGAGACCAAGGAUGGAUGCAGAGCCCUCUCCGUUGGGUGGCUGGCUGGACAAUGGCUCUUGGACACCAAUGCCUACUGCUGCCCCCCACCUGGACAUGAGCACGCCAGCGGGCCCUGGCAGGAGGGGGCUGUGGAUCUUUAAUAGCAGUGGGGAGGACACAUCACCCCCAUUCCUGACGGAUGCUUGGCUGGUGCCACUUUUCUAUGCCCUCGUCAUGCUGCUGGGGCUGGUGGGCAACUCACUCGUCAUCUACGUGGUGUCCAAGCACCGGCAGAUGCGCACAGCCACCAACUUCUACAUCGCAAACCUGGCGACCACAGACAUCAUCUUCCUGGUGUGCUGUGUCCCCUUCACCGCCACGCUCUACCCCCUGCCCAGCUGGAUCUUCGGCGACUUCAUGUGCAAACUUGUCAACUACCUGCAACAGGUGACAGCACAGGCCACCUGCAUCACCCUGACGGCAAUGAGCAUGGACCGCUGCUACGCCACCCUCUACCCGCUGCAGUCGCUGCGCUACCGCACCCCACGCGUGGCCAUGGGCGUCAGCGUGGCCAUUUGGAUCAGCUCCUUCCUUCUCUCGCUGCCUAUAGCCAUGUACCACCGCACUGAGGUAGGCUACUGGUAUGGGCUGCGCACCUAUUGCAUCGAGGCCUUCGCCAGCAAAAGCCAGGAGCGCAGCAUCAUCCUCUACACCUUCCUGGCUGUCUACCUGCUGCCUCUGCUCACCAUCUGCCUCUGCUACUCCAUCAUGCUCAAGCGUGUGGGGCGCCCCAUCGUGGAGCCCAUCGACCACAACUACCAGCAGGUACAGCACCUGUCCGAGCGCUCUGUCGCCAUGAGGGCCAAGGUGUCCAAGAUGGUGGUGGUGAUCGUGGUACUCUUCACUGUGUGCUGGGGCCCCAUCCAGCUCUACCUCCUCUUCCAGGGCUUCUAUGGCAGCUUCCAGGCCAAUUACGAGACCUACAAGAUCAAGACGUGGGCCAACUGCAUGUCCUACGCCAACUCCUCCAUCAACCCCAUCGUCUAUGCCUUCAUGGGCGACAGCUUCAGAAAGUCCUUCAAGAAGGCUUUCCCCUUCCUCUUCCGGCGUCGGGUGCGGGACGGCGCCGUCCUCUCCGGCUCCCGCAAUGCCGACAUGAAGUUUGUCACUGAGGAGACCUAGUCCCAGCCCCAGUCGUGCUACCCUGUGCGGCCUGCUCCUCCUGGCUGUGGACACUGAGGUGGUAAAUCCAAUAUGGCUGCUGGGCCACACUGACAUUGCUCAGGGCAAGAGGCACCAUUCAAUGGAAGCUGUGGUGGCUGGCUGUUCAGAAUCCCUGGCUUGGAAGGGGCCAGUGAUAGGGCCAGGGGUUCUUCCCAAAGGGCUUUCUUAUUUGGGGUUCCUCUGUGCUCAGGCUGAGGCAUCCUCACAGUCCAAAUACUGAGGCAACCAGAAAUGAGUGGACACUUUGGGAAGUGUGUGUCCUAAGCCAGAUGCCUCCCUUCCCGCCGCCAUACCAGUGUCCCCAGCACAUCAUCGUAGCUUUGAGCAUCCCUGCUGGUGCCUCAGGGACCUGCCCAGAGCAUCUGGAAAUAAAGCUCUUUGGCUUUGUAAGGAGACAUUGGCCUGAUGUUUGGGGUGGGGGACGUCUGAAAAGGUGUCUCCUAUGCCAGGCUGGAGGAUUGAGAGCGAAGCCUUGCCUCCGAACCAGGGGGCCAACAGCUUAAUAACUCAUCCACAGGGACCUGGGCUGAGACCAGCCCCAAGCCCCUUUUCCCCAGCCGGUGAAUGGCCCUCAGCGAGCAGCACCUUUUAAUCCCUAGAGCACAGGGCUCGGCUGGAUCUGGCCAGCUUGUAGGUCCCCUUAUUGCUCUUUGCUGCUCCCAUCAAUCCCCCUGUUAUGCCUUCCCCACAGCUCCAUGCAGCCAAUGGGGUUUAAAAACAAAACAACUAGCCAAUGACAACAACCCUUCCAUGUAGGCUUGUUGGCCAAUCCAAAGUAGUGGCUCAACCAGCCGGGGUGAGGGUUCUUUAUGGGGAGGGUUGGGACUGAAACAGACACUAUCCACCCCCUCCCCAGUGGCCAUCAGGGAGCCCUGGGGGCUGUGGGUGGGGUGGGUCAGAUUUAGGGCACCUGAGCAGGAGGUUCUUGAGCUUGCUGCAAAACCUAUUCAUGUGGGAGCUCCCUGUGCAGCAGGUGUGAUGGCCACCAUCUUGGCAACAUCCAAAGCUAAAAGCCAGGGCUGCUGUAGAUAGCUUGAGUUACAAAACCAGGGCUGGGGCUGGCACAGCCACGUGCCCUGUGUAGAUCAGGCACAGAGAUGGCAGCCAUCUUGUUGCCAGAAUCACUGCAGACUGUUUCACAGGAGAAAUGCACAGACUACGCUCUCUCAUCUGUAUUCCACAUCCUCCAGGGUGCAAGCACAUGGCAUGUGGAAAAACCACAACAGUCACAAAAUAAAAGCUCCCUAAAUAACCCCCUUCAUCCAACAAUUUCAGUGUCUGAGAAAAUCUGCUGGGGUCGUGACGGGUUCAUGGGCAGAAUGAGUUGAGUAACCUGUUUGCAGUGAGUAGCUGGGCCAGUUCUGUCUACAGUCCCCCAGCAGUCAGAGGAUGCCUGCAGCCAGCAGAGAAACACCUGGGUUGUCAUCACUUGCAUUUAAACAGUGCCCUGCGUCCCAAAGUGCUAGUGCCCCAGACGUGCACCUGAGAGAGGGGAGGGGGCAGCGCCAGCCCCGGUGCUGGGGCAAAGGGGCACGAAGAGGAGCCACAAGGGGGAACAAAGCUUGUCCGAGCUGGGUUGAAAAUUUUAGUUGAAACCAUUUUCUAUCAGAAAAUGCCAUUUUGGUUAAGCCAAAAAUUUUGGCAAAAUCUUAUGGACUUUGAUGAAAUUUUGCUUAUAAAAUUGGGGGGGGAUUUGAAAAUGUCAAAACAGUCAAAAGUUUUGAAAAUGUCAAAAUUGCAACAAUUUCAGGAAAAAAGUUUGGAUUUUUGGCUUUUCUUUUGAAACAACUUUUCAUUGAGAAUUUUACAUUUUAUGUAUUAAACAAGCAAGGGUCAAAAUCAAAAUAUUUUGUAUUUAUCAAAAUCAAAACAUUUGGAUUGCCCUGAAACAAUUUUUCCUCAAGAGUUUCAUUUAGUGAAAAAAUGUUGAAAUAUCCUGAUUUGAGACAGGGGUUUGGGUUUUUUUGGAUUUUUUUGCAGGUUGGAAAGUCCAUUUUUUGACCAGCUCUGCUCCGCUGUACAGAACUGCCCAUGGAAACCCAUGUGCCCCAUUAUCUUUGGGUACAUCCUUCCCUUAUGGCUAGGCUGCUGGUAUAAGGAGCUGGUGCUUACACUAGGGAAAAGUGUAUUUUUAACUCCACCAGAACACCCUGUGCUAACAUUACAGCUUGCCUUGGCCACAAUGGGGUAUGUAACGUUAGUUAUUGCGCACUUAAAAUACAGCUUUUUAGCUAGUGGCGACAUGGACAGAGGCACUGAAUGAAAGAAGGGUGGUGCAGUUGUUAGCACACAAGCUUAGAUGUGAGACAGCUAGGAUUCAAUUCCCAGUUCUGUCACCAACUCCCUCUUGGGCCUCGGUUUCCCAGUGCGUUACGAUGCAGUCUAUGAAUACAUGAUCGCAUGCGAGUUUUUCCACCGGACCCCGGUGGGAUUCAGUGCACAGGAUGGAUGUAUUCAAUAGGUCGCUUUCUCCUUGUUCAAUGGUGGCCCCUGACUAUUGACUGAAUAUGAUUCAUAUCCUGCUCUGAAGACAGAAUUAUUAAUUUCUUCUUGGGCUUUUCUAUGGUGCUCAUCACUA
Mauremys reevesii (Reeves's turtle) is the source of this 4004-nucleotide messenger RNA. Its product is annotated as G-protein coupled receptor 54-like. Gene Ontology annotation, cellular component: membrane. The record is from RefSeq and is a predicted model, not a curated record. Gene Ontology annotation, molecular function: G protein-coupled peptide receptor activity. The transcript is spliced from 6 exons. NCBI's taxonomy places the organism in Eukaryota, Metazoa, Chordata, Testudines, Geoemydidae. The coding region runs from base 233 to 1384 and encodes 383 amino acids. Gene Ontology annotation, biological process: neuropeptide signaling pathway.